Cicer arietinum (chickpea) is the source of this 1868-nucleotide messenger RNA. RefSeq names its product calmodulin-binding protein 60 B-like. NCBI's taxonomy places the organism in Eukaryota, Viridiplantae, Streptophyta, Magnoliopsida, Fabales, Fabaceae. Gene Ontology annotation, cellular component: nucleus. The record is from RefSeq and is a predicted model, not a curated record. Gene Ontology annotation, molecular function: sequence-specific DNA binding; DNA-binding transcription factor activity; calmodulin binding. Gene Ontology annotation, biological process: regulation of salicylic acid biosynthetic process.
UUCCUGGUACCAUUUAGUUGAGAAAGCAUAUAUUCUUAAAUCUUGGAAAGAGAAAUUUUAAUUUCAUUGGAUGGUAUCAAAUAGGAAAUCUAGCAAGGAGCAUAUAGGCACCAGUGAAAUUCGUAUUAAUGGGUCUAAAUGGAGUCUUGGUGUUACAAAACAACCAUCAAUAAGUGGCCUUAGAAAUGUGAUAAACAACACUCUAGUAGCCAAUGAUUACAAUUCCUUCCUUGAAACUUUCAUCCGAGGAGUGGUUAGAGAUGUGGUGGAAAGAAAAGUCCAAGAGCACCAAAUUUCAAGAGCAAAGGUUAAUGAGGGUGGCAUAUCUGGAGCCAGACCCUUAGAAUUAUGUUUUGUUAAUAACAAGUUGCCUGAAACAGUUUUUACUCAGUCUAAUAUAAUAGCAAAAGAUGGACCACCUCUUCAGAUUGCUCUAUUUGAUGUUAGAUCUCAUUCAAUAGUCAAUGAUGGUCCCUUUUCCUCAAUGAAGAUAGAGAUUUGUGCCCUCAAAGGUGAGUUUGGAUCUUGUGGCAAUGAGGAUUGGACUGAAAUUGAAUUCAAUGCAAAUAUCUUAAGUGGAAGAGAUGGUAAACAGCCACUUUUGGUUGGAGAGAGGUUCAUUACUCUUAAAAAUGGUGUUGCUUGCAUCUCUAAAAUUAUCAUAACUGAUAACUCAAGAUGGGUAAGAGGAAGAAAGUUUAGGUUAGGAGUCAAAGCUAUGCAAAAUGGAGAAAAUGUUAAGGAGGGUAGAAGUCAACCUUUUAUGGUCAAAGAUAUCCGAGGAGAGUCCUACGAGAAACAUUCCCCUCCAUUCUUGAAUGAUGAUGUUUGGCGUUUGAAGAAAAUUGCUAAAAAAGGAAAAUUCCACAAGCGUCUCUCUUCCCACAGAAUUCACACUGUUAAGGAUCUCUUGCAGUUACUCAUAGUAAAUGAAUCUUCAUUAUAUGAGAAGUUUGGGAAAAUUCAGAAGAAGUCUUGGUCAGCGAUUAUUGAACACGCGAAAUUGUGUGUUAUAGAUGAUUACAAGCUUUACAGCUAUCUUGCAAGUGAGCAACCAAUGAUGCUGAUAUUCAAUUCCAUCUACAAACUUGUGGCAGUGACAUUUGAUGAACAAAAUUACUACUUACCAGACACUCUCACCCCUAGCUUGAAGAAUUUGGUAGAAGUUGUGAAGCAGGAUGCUUACAAAAAUGUGGAUAAAUUUGUAUCAAUUGAUGAGACUUUGUUGAACUCCAUAAGCCUAGAAGCAUGUCUAAAAUCAGCAGUUCAAGGUCCAAAAGAAAUAAGGUCAGGCUAUGGUCAACCAAGUACCUCUACUUCAUAUGAAGGAAUGCAUAAUUGUCAAAUCUAUGAUGAUCCAGUGCCAAACAUAAGAGAAACACCACAAAAGAAUAAUGUGGAAGGUGAAAUGUACAUUGAAGAUGGUUAUUUGACAGAGACUCUCAUAAAUGAAUAUCUUCUUAAUACAAAGUGGGGGCUAGAAAAUAAUGUUUUAUUUGGUUUUUCUGAUGGAGCAGCGUGUAGCACUCGUUUUAAUAUAUCAAGCAAUGAGAAACCAAAAGCAGUGUGGUGUAAAUUUCUGGUUGCUAUCAAAUGGGUCAUAUCAGUGAAAAGGGAUGCAGCUGCUAGGAGGAAUGCUAAUUUGUUUUGUUUCAACUAUUAGCCUCUUCUUGUUUCAUAUUUUAUGUUCGCAAGUUUGAAUCUUAAUUGAAAUAAUCAUUAAUCAGAUUUUAUUGACCUCUCGAUUAAAGAUUGGACUAUUAGAACUCCUUUCACUUGGAACGAGAUGGAUAAUACAAUUCAAUUGAUAUUUACUAUUGAAAAAAUCAUUUGAUAAUUCAAAAUCUAGUGAUAUUUACUAUUUGGAA